AUGACUUCUCCUCCUUUCCUCAUUGAUCUUCCAGCUGGGUCGCCCUCAUCCCUCGGAAAAUACCAUAGCGACCUCCCCUUCCCUUCUGGGUCUCCGCCGCCUUGCAGGAAAGGAUUCAGCCCCUUCCUCAACCUCGAGCUGCCUCUGGCGACCGGGAAAGGUUACAGCGACCACCCUGUCCAUACUGCCGGCCUUUCCCCAAACGCAGGCAAAAGGUGCAACGAAUCCUCUCAUCCUCUGGAAUCUCCCUGCUUCUCCAGAGAACCUUUUUCUUGCCACCCUAGUAGCCCUGGAAUUUCUUCCAUACUGCCGGCCUUUCCCCAAACGCAGGCAAAAGGAUUCCAGCUGUAGCACUAAUCCCAGCUGUAGUUCGACUGUUAUUAGCAAAUGCCAGAGUAGUGACAGCCAGAGCAGGAAGUCCUACCAAAGCCAAAUUCAGAGCCAAAGCAAGAGUCCCCAUCAUGGCACAAAUCAGAGCCGGAGCAAGAGCAUCAUUUGAGCAGAAGUCCGAGCAGGAAAAGGAGUCCCUAUCCUAGCAGAAGCCGGAGCGGGAGCAGUAGUCCUCAACAAAACACAAGUCUGGGCCAGAGUGAGAGUCCCCACCUUAGCAUAAAUGAGCGCCAGGGUGAGAGUC
Molecule: messenger RNA, 634 nt
Organism: Callithrix jacchus (white-tufted-ear marmoset)
Lineage: Eukaryota; Metazoa; Chordata; Mammalia; Primates; Cebidae
Source: RefSeq, a predicted model, not a curated record